CGAAACCACGCUAUUCCGAAUUCUUUUCUUCCGGUUUCAUUCGCCAUAAUCAUGGCUGCAGUCAAAGUAAAGGCCAAGGAGCUCAGGGGCAAGAAGAAGGAAGAUCUUCAGAAGCAGCUCAUAGACCUGAAAACUGAAUUGGCAACAUUAAGAGUGUCAAAGGUCACUGGUGGUGCAGCUUCCAAACUUUCCAAAAUCCGUGUGGUGAGGAAGUCCAUUGCCCGCGUUUUCACUGUGAUCCACCAGACACAGAAAGAGAACCUGCGUAAAUACUACAGAAACAAACCUUACAAGCCCAAGGACCUCCGGCCCAAGAAGACACGUGCUCUGAGACGAGCCCUUACUCCUCACCAGCGAUCACUCAAGACCGCGAAACAAUUGAGGAAGGAGCGUCUCUAUCCCAUGAGAAAAUUUGCUGUUAAAGCUUAAAUGUGUCUAAAUAAAUAAGAAACAAAA
This is a messenger RNA of Mya arenaria, 456 nucleotides long. RefSeq names its product 60S ribosomal protein L35-like. Lineage: Eukaryota; Metazoa; Mollusca; Bivalvia; Myida; Myidae. Bases 52 to 429 code for a protein of 125 amino acids. Gene Ontology annotation, cellular component: ribosome; cytosolic large ribosomal subunit. The record is from RefSeq and is a predicted model, not a curated record. Gene Ontology annotation, biological process: maturation of LSU-rRNA from tricistronic rRNA transcript (SSU-rRNA, 5.8S rRNA, LSU-rRNA); translation. Gene Ontology annotation, molecular function: mRNA binding; structural constituent of ribosome. The transcript has 4 exons.